Messenger RNA from Octopus sinensis (East Asian common octopus), 5905 nucleotides. RefSeq names its product phosphatase and actin regulator 1. Gene Ontology annotation, biological process: actin cytoskeleton organization. NCBI's taxonomy places the organism in Eukaryota, Metazoa, Mollusca, Cephalopoda, Octopoda, Octopodidae. Gene Ontology annotation, molecular function: actin binding. The transcript is spliced from 17 exons. The coding region runs from base 657 to 2843 and encodes 728 amino acids. The record is from RefSeq and is a predicted model, not a curated record.
AACUGCCUGGGAUAGGUGGGAAAACGUUUAGGAAAUAUAGGUAGUGCCAAAGCGGAUUUCAGUUGAAUUUAAAAAUAAAUAAAAUAAAAUAUAAGUAAUAAAAUGGACGAGACUAGUAGGAAGAAAUAACCGUAAAUUAAUAUCACACAAGCACAAUGAUUCGGGGAGAAAUUCGUUCUAUAUUCGUUUCUCCUGUAUAAUAUUUUCAUUUUUUUCGAAGCACAAAUUUCGUUUCCAUUUUGCAAUCGACUCAUUGUCUAUAUGUGCGUAAAGUAUAUUUAAUACAGACUUGGAAACAAAACAUAAAAGCAAUAGGAAUGUAUCUUAUCUAGAGAUAAGCGUAAAAUAUGCCAGUGUAGGCUGGACUCGAACGUAAAACUCCAGCAAGGAGGUGUGAAGGUGAAGACGGCGGAAGUGACCUCUGAAGAUGGCUGACGUUGAAAUGGCGACUGAAACAGAAGUAACAACAGUAGACGGUCGGGAAUACCAGCGACAGAGGAGCAAUAGCGAUCCACAACCGGCUAUAGAAGCUUUGAAUGCAUUGAAUGUUCAAAACGCACUCUUUUCAAGAAGGAGAUGGAGCCCCACUAUGGAACGGAGAGUUUUGCAGUCAUAUCUUACACUUCCUCCCCAUCGCCAUUUAGAACCCAAUCGAUAUGGAAAUCUGGUGGCUACAGUUGUUCCUAUCCAGCGGAAUAAGGCCACAAAUUCAUCAACAGGUAAGUUCCUGUUGCAUGUUGCUGUGUGAAACCACAAAAAGUCAAACUUUGAAGAAACACCACUGCAUAAAGCCAAAAGAUAAGAGAAAAAAUGGAGAAAUGAAAUCCAGUUCAUUAGGACCAAAAACACCGCCUCCAGAACGGAAAAGUAAAUUUGCAGCCUUAGGGAAAAUAUUUAAGCCUUGGAAAUGGAAAAAAAAAAAAAAAAGUGAAAACAUUGUUCGGAAAGCUGUAGAUUUAGAGAGAAAAAUAUCUAUGCGUUCUACACGAGAGGAGUUAAUACGAAAAGGAGUUUUAAAAGAAUCUGAUGAUGUACAGGAAAACCAUGUAAAUAAAUUAUUAGAUUCAGUGACAGAGACAGAAGAAGUAGGUGCUUCGUCGUCGUCGUCAGGUGAUUGUGAGCUAGCAGUGGCUAAUCUCAGUAUCUCCACCAGCAGAUGUGGGGACACCGUUGUCACUACAGAUAGCCAUUCCUCUUCAGACCUAGCUAUAAGCCCCCAGGUGGUGCAGACUUCACCUUUGCCUACCACUUCUUCUUCUUCAUAUUCCCAAACCACUGAGAGCAUGGCUGCUGUAUCAACGGUGACUGUGCACAGUUUCCAUGGUGUUCAGUCAUCAAAUUAUGGUACUCAAGAUGUGAUUACUGGUCUGCCUUCAUUCCCCACAGACAAUAAUAAUGCUGUUGCCCUUAAUACAGAUAUUAUUUCUUCUUCCAACAAUCCCAUACCAGUUGUGACUGCUGCACAGGUCCGUCCCGUUGUGAUUUCCAUGUAUCCACGGACAAAAGAACCUCCUGAUCAUUCUAAUGAUACUAUUGAUAGAGGCUUAACUGGUGACAGUAUGAGACCACAGCAUCUUCAGAUAGAACUUGAUUCUCAUGAUCAUUCAUAUUCAGGAGAGAGCUGCCAAAAUGAGCGUAACAAUAUGAGGUCUCGGAAAGACAAUGAAAGAUAUGAGGGUCAUGGCAUUUUUAGAUGCCAUCCAAAAGACUACGACAGGGAUGAAAACAGUGCUGAAAGUCCACCAGCAGAUGACUACGAUAAUUUAACAGGAGCAGAAACAUUUGAGUCUAUACCAGCAUGUGAGCCCAACUUAAAUCUUAUACCCAAAAAAAGUGCUCUGAAAAGGAAUUUUGGUGGUGGUAAUGACCCGACUCUGCAGUCUCCUACAGCGCGUUGCAAUCAGCUCCCUAGUGUGGGAAUCCCGUUAGCAAUACAUCAACACUUUCAACAGCAUCAUCAUCGACAUACUCACCUGCCAUCAAAAGUGGGUUUCAGUGAAAGGCCUGUUCAGAUAAUACCCACAACUAUUCAUACACCACAGUCCAAUUCAUCCAAUAAGAUUCCACGACCAAAACUCAGGAUUAAAGUUUCUGGUAAUGAUAGUGACAAGGAGAAUCUUCCAGCUGAUACUUACUACCCUGACUACGACAAUUUGCCAGGAGAUGAUGGUGAUAGUGAGCAUGACGACGAUAAUGAAGAUGAUGACGAUUACUCUUCAGAUGAGGAAGAUAUUAAUUACAUAGAUAAAGAUCCAAAAUUAAUCCACCUAAUAGGGUUGUUUUUCAAAGCGAUUUCUUGGGGAAGAAGAAGCUUUGCAUGUACAGAGUCAAGGAAUAACUCUUUAGGUGCCAAAGUCGCUCGACAUGACAGCCUUGCUCGAUUCUUGAACAAUCGUCCAUCUCGACGAGAACUUGUUGAGAAAAAUAUCAUUCCGAUUAAAACAGAGAAGGAGAAACAGGAAGACCGAGAGGCAAUUGGUACCAAACUGACAAGACGUUUAAGUUUGAGGCCAACACCUGAAGAACUUGAGCAAAGAAAUAUUUUACACAAUAAAUCAGCAGAAGAAGCUAAACAAGAAAAGGAAGAAAAGAAACGAUACCUCAUUCGGAAGCUAAGUUUCCGACCUAGCAUAGAUGAAUUAAAGGAGAGAAAAAUUAUAAAAUUUAAUGACUAUGUGGAGGUGACUGAAGCUCAAGAUUAUGACCGGCGGGCUGACAAACCUUGGACCCGGUUGACCCCGAAGGAUAAGGCUGCCAUCCGAAAGGAAUUAAAUGAAUACAAAAGUAAAGAAAUGGAAGUCCACGAAGAUAGUCGACAUUUAACAAGGUUUCAUCGGCCAUGAAUUUAAUGACCUCAAAUCUAGCAAAGCUUCCCGAUACAAGCCUGGUCAGUGCCAAUCUACCCAAGAGAGAAGCAGGUCUUCAAUGGGGUACUGCCAACUGCUUGUUUCUUUCAGCUCCCAUUGGAAAACAAUGGCGAGUUAUACCUCUAAUGGGGCACAUUGCAACCGCAGGAGGGUCUCCUUGGUUUUUAACUCUCUCUCUCUGACUUUUCUUCUUUACAGAGGUCUGUUUGACUGGACUGCCUCGGCAUUCUUCCAAGAACUCAAUAUCUCAAACAUUUUAAACAGAGCUCAAUCAACACCUUCUCUCUUUUUCUUAAGCUGCCCACUGCCUUCCUCCAGUUCUUUGUAAUCCAACUUUUCCUUUAGUUCAUCAUUGGGUUCAGCUACAAUUAUCAAUAUUUCAUGCUUCAGCUAUUUGGUCAUUCUGAUGAUGAAAUUGUGAUCACCUAAAUCUCUCCAUAAAACAGAUUUGUACUAUAUCUAUCACUGAAACAAUAUCCAACCCCACUUUAUCCCCCACCCUUACCAGAAAUGCCACUCCAGUCUCAUUUCUUCCUCUUUUUUUUUUCCUACUCUCCAAAUCUUAUAUUUAACAGAAACUGAUUUUAAAAACUAAAUCCCAAAUAAAAUCACAAAAUAUUUAGAAGUAAACACAUUAAAACAAAAACUAAGAAAGUUAACUUCCCAAUUAUUGCCAAUUUUUUCACUGAACAAUUCCUCAACACUUUGGUUGUCUAAUUUGAUAGAAGAAAUAUACCAAGUAUAUUUUUAAAAAUAAGGUGAGAAAUGUAAGUAAUAAAUCAAACCAUUUCAUUUCACUCUCUGUUAGCAUUUAUGCUGAUGAGACAAAGAACCCCUAAGUUCUUUGCGUGUGUAUGUGUGUUUGUUGUACUCUGUUUACCGAUGAGGCAAAUGGAAUUAAGUGAAAGGGGAAGGUUCAAAAAUAACGUGCCUCGAGACAAACAUUUCAAAUUAUUUUCUGACAAAACAAUCAAGAGCGAAAAGGAAAAUUCUACACGAAGAAUCAGUUAUUGUUUGCUGUUAAGAAUGGCUCUAGUAUCAUUGUAACCAUUGGGCAAGAUACCUUUUCAAUUUUAUGUCAUUAUUUUUAUUAAUAAUAGUAAUAAUAAUAUUAUUAUUAUUAUUCAUUGUAAAAUAGAUUUAGUAUUGUUUUUUCUUUCUAAACAUCUAAAGGUACCCUUGCCUGUUCUUUCUCUCCAAAUGUUUGAAAGGAGAAGUGAUAAUGAAAAAUGUUGUGCCAAUCAAAGCACUGAUUACUCUACAGAUUGCUGCUCAUAGCAGUACUAAUUUACUAACUCACUCAGCUAUCAUCUUCCCUAUUGCUGCUCUUCUUUCUUAUCUUUGUUAUAUUUGUGCAGCAAGCAGAGGUGGCCCUCAGUGACCUUCCCCCAGCCUGCUGCACUAAUGUUAUGAUUUAUUUGGAAUGCAAAAAACAGUCCACUAAUUUUAUUGUUAUUGCUGCAUACAAAUUUUAAAAAUAAUUUUUUAAAUCUUUUUUUUUUUUUGUCAAAAUUAAAGGAAAUUAAAAGAGAAUUAUUUUUAACUAAAAGUUAAUUUCAUUCCUGUGAUUUUUCUAACCUGGAAGAUUUGGAAGGUGAAUCUUUAAAAUCCAUUUUGUCCUUCCACUCUGCUCCCUUAGGACAACAGAUAAACACCCUUGCCUUGCAAACCAUUUUUGAUAAAUUUGUAUGAGUCAGGUGUCCUUUAAAGAAUAACACUUUGAAGAAAACAGUGUGAUGUGUUGAUGAAAGGGAGAAUAUUAUUCUGCCUACCACCUCACCAGGAGUCUCGCUUUUUCUCGAAAUAAACCCAGGCAGCCUUCAUCAUGGAAUAUAUAUCUCUCCUUCCUCCUUUUCCCUCCAUUCCCUUUUUCCUAUACCAAAAAAAGGUAUAGAAACUCAUUAAUUUGUCUUUAGUUUAAUUGACAACUAAUUUCCUACUAUGUGAAGAGGAGUUUUCCGAGAGAUCUAAGUUAGAUGAAAAUGCUGUUAACAUUGUUUUUGUUAUUGUUAUUUCUUAAAUGGGAGAGGCUGUGAUAUGCAGUUGUUGAAUAAAUUAUAUAUGUAUGUGUGUAUAUAUACAUACAUAUAUAUGUAUGUAUAUAUGCAUGUAUACACACAUAUAUAUCUAUGUAUGUAUACACACAUAUAUACAUGUAUAUCGUUAACAAAAUGUUCAGUCCUCAUUCCAUUAGAUUGUUAAACACUUAUUGAGAUAAAAUUGCAGGAAACAAAAAAUAUUAGAUUUUACUCGUUUUUAAAUAAUUUUAUUUUAACAUUUAAUCCUAAGGGCCAUAAAUUAAUCCUUUUAAAUUUUGUAAGACAAAUAUUUCAUUAAAAUAACUAAGUAAAACAAAAAAAUUUACUAAGGGAUAUACCACUACUGUCUUGGAGCUUGUGUGCAUGUAUGUGUGACAGCUAUUACACUUUUAGUGUGUGUGUAAAUGAAAUUGUGAGGUGUGUGCACAGGCAUGGAGGUGCUGUAUGGAUGUUUAUUGCAACUCAUGCCCCAAUUAUCGUCUCUCUGUAUGUUUGCACAUAUAUAAAAAUAGAGGGAGAAAGUGUAUGUGUCAAGAUCUGGUUGCUUACACAGCUCUCUAUAUUUUACAUAUGUAAAUACAUUGUUAUAUAAUUAUAUAUAUUAUUAUACAUUUUUUCCCCCAUUAACAACAAUCAGACAAACCUGAUCAGAUGCUCUCAGUUUAAUUAGUUAAAGCAAAAAUGCCAUUCUCUCUAAAAAAAAAAAACUUUUGUUAUUCCUCUUAAAUUUUAUUUAAUUUGACAGACAAGCUGUUAUAGUUUAUUUGAAAACCCGUUGUAUUUUUGUUCUUAACUGGUGGGGGGUACCAUCUCUCUCUCAAAUUUUUGGCAGCAAAAUGUCCGUUAAAGACAAAUGGUACUCAAGUUUCUCUCUUUUCUUUUUUAUUAUUAGAAAUUGACUUUUGGGAGGGAAAAAAAUUAAUAGCAGAAAAAGAGGAUGGAGAUAAUUUGAAGAAGUGAUUUCAAAGUUGAAAUAAACAUGUCAUGCUGUACCAAUUA